AUGGAACGAUUCCGGCAAGUGGAUCCGCAAAAACGACUUGCAAAUGUAUUCGAGGUGGCAGAUGGAUUUGUUGCGUUCAAAGCUGAAUGCUUUCCCACCAAACGGCAAGAUCAUCUUGUGAGAUUGCCCGAUAUGUCUCACCAACCAUCUCCCAUUCUGCUCCAAAAAAUGGACAAGCAUCAAACUGACCAUCCCUUCAGCGAUCCAAGCAUGGUUCUGGACACCAAACACCCUUUCGACCAUUUGAGACCGGUAAAAGAAUCAAACGGGCUAAUCAGAUAUUUGGUAACUGUUAACCGCGAAGCUAAAGUCCUUAAAGAAGGACAACCGACGAGGUGA
Paracoccidioides lutzii Pb01 is the source of this 339-nucleotide messenger RNA. RefSeq lists its product as hypothetical. The transcript has 4 exons. The record is from RefSeq and is a predicted model, not a curated record. Bases 1 to 339 code for a protein of 112 amino acids.